Penicillium hordei is the source of this 516-nucleotide messenger RNA. RefSeq names its product succinate dehydrogenase assembly factor 3. The transcript has 3 exons. Gene Ontology annotation, biological process: succinate metabolic process; mitochondrial respiratory chain complex II assembly. Lineage: Eukaryota; Fungi; Ascomycota; Eurotiomycetes; Eurotiales; Aspergillaceae. The annotation marks the transcript as partial. Gene Ontology annotation, cellular component: mitochondrion; mitochondrial intermembrane space. The record is from RefSeq and is a predicted model, not a curated record.
ACAUCCCGACCCGUUGAUUCGCGCGUUCUCCUCGCCGCCUUUGCCUCCCCGAGGUCGAAAAUCCCCGGAAAUUAUGUCAUUCCUCAAUCUUCCCAAUCUUCCCUAAAUCCAACCUCCCACAUAUUCAAGAUGCGCAUUGCUCAGCGUUUACUCAUGGCCACGCCGGCCUCGAUCGGCUCGAAGUCCAGCCUCAGCGAGGCUCUCGCUCUUCUCCCGCCGCUACAGCUCUACCGGCGCAUUCUACGCGUCCACCGCAAGCUCGAACCCGAAAUGCGCGUCUUGGGCGACUCUUAUGUGAAGAACGAGUUCCGUGCGCACCGCAGCGUGGAGAACCCAUUGCAUAUUAUCGGUUUCUUGACCGAGUGGCAGCUAUAUGCGCAGAAGUUGGAGGGUGAUCAAUGGGCGGGAGAUAAGCUGGAUCAGAGCAAGUUGGACAAGAUGAGUGAUCAGCAACUUGGACAGUUACUCGAGCUUAUGCAGGCUCUGAAGAAUGAGGGAGAAGGAGAGGGUCAAUGA